AUGAGGAAUGCAAAACGAAAGGUGUCAGUGGCCUCACUUGUUAUUUUGGUGGUAUCUUUACUGUAUUUUGCCAUUCAUGAGGGAGGAGAUGAACAAGGACAACAAAAUGUGGUAAUCUUUCGUUUCAAAGAUUCUUUAAAUGAUUCUUCGUCAUAUUCAGCAUGCACGAUUGAUACGUGCAUAGACCUUUUACCAUGUUCCAUUUUUGACAAUCGGUUAAGUGUAUUUGUGGAACCGCUGGUCGAUAUUAUUAACGAGCAUGGAAGAAAAAUUACUCCAGAUCCAUCAAGAGAAUUUCUGGAACUUAGACAAAUUGUUAAAAGCAGUACAUAUUCAGUUGCUCGUCGAGAGGAUGCCUGUCUUAUUAUACCAGGUUUUGACACGUUGAAUUUAAUGAGGUUUCCGUACCCAAUGGCGCUUCACCACGCUAUAACUGCAUCAUACAGGAAUCUCAGCCCCAUGCCUUUGCUCUUUGUAUUUGUAGGUACGCAGAUUCCUGCUGGAAAGGCUGUUGUAGCACGGUCGCAGACUUUUGACACAUCAUUUCGUCGCACUUAUGAUGUGGCUAUACCAUUCUGGUAUCAUGGAAUGCUUCUUGAGAGUGAAGGUCCAUAUAUAGGAAAAUCUUGGUUUCUGGUUAUGUUGCUGAAGGGGCUGCCAGCUGAAAGUAAAGAAGUCGUUAAAGAGCAUUAUGGUUCCAAAGAUGAUGUUCUAAUUCUAGAUGACUGCAGAAAUGCUGGAGGUUCACUUUGCAACUCAAACGACCGUCCCUAUCAGUUAAUUAACACUCUCAAGAGUAGCCAGUUCUUGAUGUUGUUUGAGAAAGCUACAGGAUUUGAAUGGGCGUUAACAAAUACACUGCGUCUCGGCACAAUCCCAGUUUUCGUUUGCGACAAAAUUGCUUUACCAUUUGGAGAUGUUAUAGAGUGGGACAGGCUUUCAUUCAGUUUUCAUUUUGGGACUCUCAGAGAAAUUUAUAAAAUCUUGAAAGGUAUUGGCUCGGUACGACUAGAAGAAAUGAGAAAGCGCGGCCAGCUUAUUUAUAAGAAGUAUUUUGUAUCGCUUAAAAAAAUUGCGUUGACAACUCUUAAAAUUUUGCGUGGUCGCUUGAUCCCUAAUUCAAUAACAUUCCAACCUGAGUGGAACGAUGGGACGUUACCUCCUCCGCUUUUUCUGUCAAGAAUAGCUCCUGCAGAAGGAUUUACUGCUGUCAUAACCAGUAACAAACCUGACAGUCGUCUCCUCUUGUGGCUUCAAGUCUUUGAUAAGAUCGAGACAUUAAAUGCAGUCGUAAUCAUUUGGCCGAGACAUUUUUCUAGCAAACUCACAGCCUUAGACUGGUCGCGAUUUCGAAAGCCUAUUCAUUUCGUUUUAACAGAAAAAGUUGCACUAUCAAAACAAUUUGGCAAGUUCCAGGAAAUCUCAUCAGAAUCAAUUUUUCAAACUUAUGACGAACUUGAUGUUCUGAGCGCCCGGGAAAUAGAAUACGGUUAUCAGAUAUGGCGAGAAAAUCCCAACCGCUUCAUUGUCUUCUCGCAAAAUGACAGUACUUCUAUUCAGUUUAAUCGGUCAUUAGAUCGGUACCCACUUUGGGGAGAUUUCCAAGGACGUUUCUUUUAUCAUAAGUAUUACUCUGUCUUGUAUGAAAAAGUUCUUUCCAAGAUGACCAGUGGCAUAACUGACAGUGUUCGGGAGUGUGAUAGUUUUGGUGUGAUCGGUACUGCGUACAUGUUUAGUGCUAUCAUAGUCAUUAGGACUCAUUCAAAAAAUCUGCAUUGUAAAGAUUGUCUUUACAACAGUGAGGUAUUAUGGAGUGAACAUCCCCUCUCGAAAGACAGUAAGUGCAGUUUAAAACUGAAGGCCACUUUCGAAACUCGCUUUCAUAUCCAACCUGCGUCCGAAAACGGAGACGGCAUUAAAGACAGUUCGAACCAGGAUGGUGCAUGGAGGAGCGAGGCCAGGCAGCGGUCGACCAAUUUUGCUUAUCAAAUGAAUUAUGACCACAGCCCUCACGACCUGACUAAAUGCAAAUUUUAG
Molecule: messenger RNA, 2037 nt
Organism: Enterobius vermicularis (human pinworm)
Lineage: Eukaryota; Metazoa; Nematoda; Chromadorea; Rhabditida; Oxyuridae
Source: the annotation of a GenBank genome assembly